This is a messenger RNA of Eublepharis macularius, 12963 nucleotides long. It is a transcript of the gene BCR, whose product is annotated as BCR activator of RhoGEF and GTPase. NCBI's taxonomy places the organism in Eukaryota, Metazoa, Chordata, Lepidosauria, Squamata, Eublepharidae. Gene Ontology annotation, molecular function: protein serine/threonine kinase activity; guanyl-nucleotide exchange factor activity; GTPase activator activity. The transcript has 23 exons. Bases 15 to 3875 code for a protein of 1286 amino acids. Gene Ontology annotation, biological process: positive regulation of GTPase activity; intracellular signal transduction; protein phosphorylation. Gene Ontology annotation, cellular component: membrane. The record is from RefSeq and is a predicted model, not a curated record.
UCGAGGGCGGCAAGAUGGUGGAGCCGGUGGGCUUUGCCGAGGCUUGGCGCGCCCAGUUCGCGGAUUCGGAGCCGCCCCAGAUGGCGCUGCAGUCGGUGGGCGACAUCGAGCAGGAGCUGGAGCGCUGCAAAGCCUCGAUCCGGCGCUUGGAGCUGGAGGUGAACAAGGAGCGCUUCCGCAUGAUCUACUUGCAGACGCUGCUGGCCAAGGAGAAGAAGAGCUACGACCGGACGCGCUGGGGCUUCAAGCGCUCCUCGCACGUGCCCGAGACCGACCCCCCUGAGCCGGCGGACGGCCAGCCUCAGCCCGAGCGCUGCAAGGGCGCCGGUGAGGAGAAGCUGAAGCGAGGCCUGGAGGACACCGAGGCCCGCUGCGAGCCCGACGUGUCACCUUCCAAGCACCGGCCCUCCUCCGGCCGCCGCCUCCUGAGCGGCGGCAGCGCAGACAAGGAAGGCGCAUUCGAGCCGGUGGGCAAGGAGCGGGCCGCUGCCAGCAGCGUGGCCGCGCUGCGCUCCAACUUCGAGCGGCUGAAAAGGGCGCCGUCGGACGGCCUGGAGAAGCCCUUCUACGUGAACCUGGAGUACCACCACGAGCGCGGCCUCGUGAAGGUCAACGAUAAGGAAGUCUCCGACAAGAUCAGCUCGCUGGGCAGCCAGGCCAUGCAGCUGGAGCGCCGGCGAGCGCUGCCCGCCCUGCCUUCGCCCCGGGCCAGGGCUGCCGAGGCCAUCUGCGCCCUGGACGGCGAGUACGAGGACCCGGACCUGAACUCCCGCUUCCUCAAGGACAACUUGCUCAACGCCAACGGGGGCGGCCGCCCGUCGUGGCAGCCGGUGGACUUGCAGCCCUACCAGAGCAUCUACGUGGGCGGCAUGGUGGGCGGCAUGGUGGGCGACGGCGAAGGCAGCAGGGGCCCCCUCCUGCGCAAUCCCAGUGCCACCGAGCCCGAGAAGCACCUCACCUGGCCCCGUCGCUCCUACUCCCCGCGGAGCUUCGAGGACAUCGGUGGGGGCUACACGCCCGACUGCAGCUCCAACGAGAACCUGACGUCCAGCGAGGAGGACUUCUCCUCGGGCCAGUCUAGCCACGUGUCGCCCAGCCCCACCACCUACCGCCUGUACCGGGACAAAAGCCGGUCUCCGUCACAAAACUCCCAGCAGUCCUUCGACAGCAGCAGCCCCCCCACCCCCCAGUCCCAAAAGCGGCACCGGCAGCAACAGGUCAUCGUGUCCGAAGCUACCAUUGUUGGAGUUCGGAAAACGGGGCAGAUCUGGCCUAGUGACAACGAGCUGCUUUCUGGGAGGCCCUCUCUGGACAGUUGUUUCCAUGGAGAUGCUGAUGCUUCCUUCAGUGGGAUACCCCCUGGCUACGCCUAUGAUGUGGACAGGGCUGAGGAGCAGCGGCGACAUCAUGACCAGAUGCCCUACAUUGAUGACUCACCCUCGUCCUCUCCGCAUCUCAGCUCCAAAAGCCGGGGUAGUAGAGAGACUCUUUCCUCCGGAUCGCUGGAGUCCACAAAAUCAAGUGAGCCAGACUUGGAAAAGGGCUUGGAGAUGAGGAAAUGGGUGCUCUCUGGAAUCCUGGCUAGUGAGGAAACUUAUUUAAGCCAUCUUGAGGCUCUGUUGCUGCCCAUGAAGCCUUUGAAAGCUGCUGCCACCACCUCCCAACCUGUGCUGACGAGUCAGCAGAUUGAAACCAUCUUUUUCAAAGUGCCUGAGUUAUAUGAGAUCCACAAGGAAUUCUAUGAUGGGCUCUUCCCACGUGUUCAGCAAUGGAGCCACCAGCAGCGAGUGGGGGACCUCUUUCAGAAGCUGGCCAGCCAGCUGGGAGUGUACCGAGCCUUCGUGGAUAACUAUGAGGUUGCCAUGGAGACGGCAGAGAAGUGUUGUCAGGCCAACGCUCAGUUCGCAGAAAUCUCAGAGAAUCUGAAAGCUAGAAGUGCCAAGGAUUCCAAAGACCAGACAACAAAGAACUCCUUGGAAACUCUCCUGUACAAGCCAGUGGACCGAGUAACACGCAGCACGCUCGUCCUUCAUGACUUACUGAAGCACACUCCUUCAAGCCACCCUGACUACUCGCUCCUGCAGGAUGCCCUCCGUAUCUCCCAGAACUUCCUCUCUAGCAUCAACGAAGAGAUCACUCCCAGGAGGCAAUCCAUGACUGUCCAGAAGGGAGAGCACCGGCAGCUCAUGAAGGACAGUUUUAUGGUGGAGCUGGUUGAGGGAGCCCGCAAACUGCGCCAUGUCUUUCUCUUCACGGACUUGUUCCUGUGUGCCAAACUCAAGAAGCAGCUUGGAGGGAAAAGCCAACAGUAUGACUGUAAAUGGUACAUACCACUUUCGGACCUCAGCUUCCAGACUGUUGAUGAUUCAGAGGCAGUGCAAAACAUGUCGCUUGUGCCAGACGAAGAACUGGAUGCCAUGAAAAUCAAGAUUUCUCAGCUCAAAAGCGACAUCCAACGAGAAAAAAGGGCCAACAAGGGUAGCAAGAAUAUUGAAAGGUUGAAAAAGAAGCUUUCAGAGCAGGAAUCCAUGCUUCUACUGAUGUCUCCCAACAUGGCUUUCCGAGUGCACAAUCGGAAUGGCAAGAGCUACACGUUCCUCAUCUCCUCAGACUACGAACGAGCAGAGUGGCGAGAGAUCAUCCGGGAGCAGCAGAAAAAAUGCUUCAAAAGCUUCUCACUGACAUCGGUGGAGCUUCAAAUGCUGACAAAUUCCUGUGUGAAGCUUCAAACUGUGCAUCACAUCCCCCUCACGAUCAACAAAGAAGAUGAUGAAUCUCCUGGUCUCUAUGGAUUCCUGAAUGUCAUUGUCCAUUCAGCUAGCGGCUUCAAACAGAGUUCGAACCUGUACUGCACAUUAGAAGUGGAUUCCUUUGGGUAUUUUGUAAACAAGGCCAAAACGAGAGUCUACAGAGACACAACCGAGCCCAAUUGGAAUGAGGAAUUUGAGAUUGAGCUGGAAGGCUCGCAGACCUUGCGGCUCUUGUGCUACGAGAAAUGCUACAACAAAUCCAAGCUCACCAAAGAAGAUGGAGAGACAACGGAUAGACUCAUGGGCAAAGGCCAAAUCCAGCUGGAUCCACAGACAUUGCAAGAUAAAGAUUGGCAACGCACAGUCAUUUUGAUGAAUGGUGCUGAAGUGAAGCUGUCUGUGAAGUUCACAAGCAGGGAGUUCAGCUUAAAGAGAAUGCCAUCUCGCAAGCAGACUGGAGUCUUUGGAGUAAAGAUCGCUGUCGUCACCAAGAGAGAAAGAUCGAAGGUGCCUUAUAUUGUGCGCCAGUGCGUGGAGGAGAUCGAGCGCCGUGGCAUGGAGGAGGUGGGCAUCUAUCGGGUGUCUGGUGUUGCCACCGAUAUCCAGGCUUUGAAAGCUGCCUUUGAUGUCAAUAACAAAGAUGUCUCUGUCAUGAUGAAUGAGAUGGAUGUCAAUGCCAUUGCAGGGACUCUAAAGCUCUAUUUCAGAGAACUGCCUGAGCCUCUCUUCACAGAUGAACUCUAUCCCAAUUUUGCUGAAGGCAUUGCACUUUCAGACCCCGUUGCAAAGGAAAGCUGUAUGCUGAACUUACUGCUGUCUCUUCCAGAACCUAAUCUUGUCACGUUCCUUUUCCUACUGGACCAUUUGAAGAGGGUUGCUGAGAAGGAGAGCAUCAACAAGAUGUCCCUGCACAAUCUAGCAACUGUUUUUGGACCAACGCUACUCAGGCCAUCUGAGAAGGACAGCAAGAUCCCUGCCAAUCCAACCCAGCCUAUAGCCAUGAGUGAUAGCUGGUCACUAGAAGUUAUGUCCCAGGUUCAAGUUCUUCUCUACUUCCUGCAGCUAGAGACGAUCCCUACCCCAGACAGCAAGAGACAGAGCAUCCUGUUCUCCACAGAAGUGUAGAAGGCUUGCCAAGCAGUGAAGGGGGUUGUGGACUUGUUCUUGGGGUACACUGCCUGCUCUGGGAACCACAGAAAAAUCAUUCCUCUUCUAGACAUUCCUGGCCUGUCCUUGUCUACAUGGGGGAAGCAAGUCCUACUGCUGUUUUGUCUAGCAAAGGCAGGCUGAAGAUUUAAAAAAGACUCCUGUCUAUUUGACCACUGUAAGGUGGGGGAAACUGCGGGUGACCUUGCUGAUUUGACAACUUGGUGGGGACAGUGCCAGACAGCAGAGCAAGUGCACUGUGAGUUUCUUCCACCAGAGGGAAACAGUGGCUGGCAAGAACUGUGUUUGUGGUUAUUGAGAGAGCAAAUCCCCACCCCCUGGGGUGUGUGCGUGCUUUAAAAUUAAUGCAAUUAUCAUUAGGAAGCUUUGUGAUGUCUGUUUGGACCAGUUAUGAAGACAAGGGGAAACAGAACAAAAGGAUAUGUUGAAGGUGUAGCUUUAUCGGCUACUGUUUUUAAUUGAAUAGUGCAGAAUCUAGUGUCAUUCAUCCAUGACACCAGUUCCUUGGAAAUACAAAUCUUGAUUAAUUUGGUUUCAUAUUUGUUUUUCUUCCCUUAUGUACUUCUCUCCUUGGACAAACAGAGGAGCAGAUUCUAUUUUCCUGCCUAUUGUUUCAGACCCCCGCCCCCGCUCCUCCCUUUUGAGAGGGGUUUGCUCAAAAAGGCAGACCAUUGUGUAUUAUAUAAAGGUCUAUAUAUAAAAAGAAACCUAUGGAAGAUGGGGAAAACAAGGAUGGUUAGUUAACUUUUCUUUUUGUUUGGACCAAAAAAAAAAAAACCCCAACAGGCAGUACUAGUGCAAGAGACUACCUGGAUUCUCCUGGCCUUCCAAAUAUAAUUGGAUGACUUGUAAAAACUCCUCUCACAUCUUGUUUCUUGUUGUUUGGUUUUUAGGUUUUUUAAAAAAAACGUUUCCAGUUUUCUACCCUACUCGAUGUUGGCUCUCCACCAUAAACACCGUGGCCAUUUCCUAAAGAUUUUUCCGAGAUCUGGAGGUCAAUGGCUGUCUUUUUGGCUGCUUAAUCUAAAGUUUUCUCAGUAUAGCUUUUUUGAUACUUGAAUUUUUAUUUUCUUUCCUGAGACUUUGUAUGUUGCUUAUGAAGUGUCUCUCCCCCUCCCUCCCUUUUUUGGUAAAUAGGAAUGUUUUGAUAAGAUGUUUAAUAACCUAGCAACUGAUUGAUGAAAAGGUAGAAUUUUGUAUUUUUUCAGAAGCUCAAACUCCGUUUUUAAUUAAGGUUGUUGCAGAAAUUUCUGUGGCAGAAUAAACUGCCCAUGCUGUUGACACUAGAACAGCCACCUCUGGAAUUAUAGUACUAAAAAAGAAUCAAUACUGGGAGUUGGAAACAUGAACGAACUGCAGAGUCCAGAUACAGGCAAACAGGGAUUGUUUUUGCUUUGAGAUUUCAUUUGUCUCCGUCACUUCUCACCCAGUCAUGCAACAUCAUUGUUAGUUAUGCCCUUCCCACCUCCAACUUUGCCAGGAUCAGAAAUGGAGUGCUGGCAAGAGAAAAGACAAAUCCACUUCCUGCUUAAAGUGUGAAGACUAUCAAGUUAAACUGGUUGGUUUGUUUGGAAUGGGGAGAUAUUUCCCCCAAGGACUCUUGUACCACUAGGUCAUGAUUUAAAAAUAAAACACAGAUAACCUUUCUUAAUAAAGGAGGACAAAAAGCAGCAGAGAAACAAUUGUUUUGACAACUGCUCUGAUUCUUACUUUGGCAUAAUACUAACUGCUUUGGUACUGUGGAGUCCCACAUUCUGAAAAAGAAGCUUUAUAAGCUUGGGCAGUAUUUUUCAUGCUAACAGAAAUAAUUCAUGUAGGAUUUAUAUUGCUUGGCGCUUCUUCGUCCUCCAGCACAACCAUAGAAACCUCUGUGUGUGAUAUUGUGUGACAAAAGUUCUUCUCUUGACUAAUUAAUUCCACAUCUUUCCAAACUUUGUCCCCAUAUUUUCUUGCUGUUGGAUCAAUCCUGACUCUUUACAGAUACAUGGUUUACAAAGUAUUGGGAAGGUGCUACAAAGCAAUUGGAAGGUAUAAAAUGUGUUUUUAAAGUUGGCUUGGCCUCUUCUUAUUUCAAAGUAAUUGGGUCAUACUCAUAUUAGAACAACUGGCUUGUCUGAAUUGCAGUUUUCUGCCUUGCUGUAUUUAUCUGUAAGCAACUUUGUCUGCAUACUUUUGUCUCCUCGUGUGAGCUGUUCAUCUAUCCGUGCUUCCAAGACAUUGAUUAGAGGGGAACCUCUCUAGAGAGGGAUGAGCUACUGAACUAGAAGGUGAAUGAGCAGUCCAUUGCUCCAUCCCUCCCAUUGGGUACUAUGCAGGAAAUUCAGAAUUCUGCCACCUGGAUUCAUUUGUUGUCAGAGCAGUAGAAUAAGCCAGCAUUUUUUUUUAAUUUGUGGAGUGGGGCACACUGUGCUGGAGGACAGAGAGUUCAGACACUGGGAUCACUCAGUGGAUCCAAGGCAUAAGUAUACUGAACGGAGCCAAUCUUGCUCUCUUAAGUAGUUAGUAGGGGGAGGAAUAAUUCUUGCCCCUCAAAUGAAAAGGGAAUCUUUACCUGAAUUUUGUUUCAGAUAGCUUUCCCAGGGUGUGCAUGGAGCAGAGAAGUGGUAGAAGCAAGAAUUAUUCCUCCUCUUACUAACUGCUUGCAGGCAGCACAAUCCUGUCACAUUUAUGUGGCUAUAAAGGACCAGCACAGUGGGGCUGUGGGAGCUGGUGAAGCAAAAGGCAUAGAUUGGAUUGCCUAGAAAGACUCUGAAGUUUGCUACACUUUGAGGGGGGGGUUCUCUUAAGAACUGCAAUUUUUAAGGGCUUCACACCUUUUUUGCCUGAUCACUCUGAAGUUGUGCCACUUGCAAUGAUUGCAUCAGUUGCUCUUCCUUGUGUUGUUUGUUGUUCCAUAAUCCAGGGCUGCAGUUUAAAACUGGAAAAGCAAUACUACAAAGAUUGUGCCAAUUCAUCUUGCCUGCCUUUUGUGUUUUUUUAUUUAUAUAAAAAUUGAAAUAUUAAUAUUGAAUUGAUGCUGUAUAGUGUGUAGCUGUGAGAUGGUUGCUGUCGAUAAUCCUUAAGGGGUGGCUUUGGAGCCUUUUUGCAUUACAGACUUGGGUUGAUUCUUUUCAUGCUGGCUUCUGGAUUGUAGGAGAGAGUGCAUAAUUAGUCAGACUACAAAUGGUUGCUCUAUGAUUACAAAUGUUUUUCUACAAAGUGGUAAUUUGGGGAAAGAAAAAUUAGGAUGCCCAAUUUAAACUCAAUUUGAAGGAUAAGGGAUUGCCUUUUUUAAGUGCCAUUUUAUGCAGGGAACUCUUUUUUUAAAAAAAAGAUUCAUAAUUUUAAGAUAAGCUUCUUUAUUUCCUCUAUUUUUGGAGUUUUCUUAAAACCACUAUAGCUGCCUUUCAGUAGCAUGGUCUCCACAUCAGGAUGGCUUUUGUUUCUCUUUGAAGAUGGCACAGAAUUGGGUGAUAUGGGCUGCCUGAGACUGUCCCAUGUAUGGUGGUGAUAAGCCAGUUAAAACUGUGGUGUGCAGCCAUUGACCUAUAUUUAAGUACUGGGAUUGCCUUCUUCAGGAGAUUUCUGCCCCAUUGCCUGACUAAGACUACCUUGGCACUGCCAGAGAUUAGGGCUUUCUGCCUCAAAGCUAACAAGUGCCAGAUUGUAUGCCCUGCUUGGACAGGAGACUGUUUUUCUCCUUUUUCUGUGAGAAUCCCUGUCCUCUACAGCAGGUAAAGGGUCUUUCAAUAAGGGAUCUGAGCACCAGGUUGAUGUGCACUACUGCAUUUCCCACUGAGGAGGGUUGAAUCAAUGCUGACAAAUCCAAGACAGGCCUCGAAGGACCCUGCUGGUAGUUCAGCCAAUUUUGUUGGCGGUUGCUCCUUCAAGUGCUGAGAUGAGAUGGACUAGAGAAGGUGAGAUGGAUUGGAGGAGAAUCCUACCCCAGACCAAACCAAAGAGACCGAACUUAGUAUUGCUUUUCCCCUGUGGCUUGUGGGAUGAAUUUAGGAUUUCCUCUGAUGGUUUUUUAAAGCAGGUAUCCCAAAUAAAGUGAUUUGGGUUUUGUCCCAGAAAAAUUAAUCUCCUGUCAGGGAGAGUGUACAGAAUUUUUACUUGUAUGUAUUUACAACCAAGAGAAGCCCAGAUCUAGUUUACAAAUUUUGAGAGGGAAAAAAACUACCCUGAGAUGGACAACAGGAGCAGGAGAUUAGGCACUGACCCUAACCGCUUUAAAUUAUGAGGAAAACACCCUCAAUAUAUUGUCGAAGGCUUUCACGGCUGGAGAACAAUGGUUGUUGUGGAUUUUCCGGACUGUAUAGCCGUGGUCUUGGCAUUGUAGUUCCUGACGUUUCGCCAUUUCGCAAAUUUCAAACAGGAAAAAGAGACUUUAAGAAUGAAUAGAGCAUGGUUUCCAGUCCUGAAAAACACCAGGCUAACAAAAUACUCUACAUCCUACAAUAGCCCUGCAGAGAAGAUUAGCAUAUCAAGCACCAAUCCAUAUGCAAAAGAACCUCCUCAGGAUACAGUGAUGCCUCCCUCCAUUAGCAUUCCGCACCCUGGGAAACACAGGAUGACUCAGCCCAAACCCACCUUCCUGAGUAGAUAUAAAUGACCUGCCAACAUCUUCUCCACACUGUGACACUGAGAGAUCUCUGUCUUUUGGUGCUACACCUCUGAAGAUGCCAGUCACAGCUGCUGGCAAAACGUCAGGAACUACAAUGCCAAGACCACAGCGAUACAGCCCAGAAAAUCCACAACAACCAAAACGCCCUCACUUUCUCAUAAUUUCCCUAUGGAUUUAACUCUGGCAAUCCAUCUCACACAAAUUCAGCUGAAAAUCACAGCCAAGACAUUGGCCCUCCAGUACUGGUUCGACAAUGGAGAUGGCUGGGUUUAAGAGGUCUCCAGAUCUAGAGCCUGGAAUUUUAAAUCAAUAGGCAUGUGACUUAGGGGUAUAAUUGAGUCAUAGAAAAGUCAAGGGUGGAAGUGGCCUGCUACACAAUCUUCUGGGGAUCCAAUCCUAUGCCUUAAUAUACAUUUCUGGAAGACCUGCUCCCAAAAACUUGUGACUCAGUUGUUUUUUCACUUACGUGGUUCCAGUUUCCCUAUCUGGCUUUCUGUGUGCUGUGGUUUUAAAAGAUCUGGGGACACAGAACAUGCCCUGGUUAAUAGAAUAUUAUCAGUCUAUAAACCUCUAAAUGACUUGAGACCUAAAACAACAAAUUAAAGCACCCAUUAGGGUCCUUCUGAUACUACCUCUGUGAAUUACUGUGAUCUUGAAGAAUAACCAUGAGUGCUCCAGCUGAUUAAUGCCAUCUGCCAUGCAUCACAUUCAGAUAGGAAAGGCUUAUACAGUGAGGGGGGGAGGAGUCUUCUCAAGUUGAACCUCAACUAUGGAAAUCUCUUCCCAUGGACACUCCUGGGAAAACAAAUCUUAAUAGUUUUACAUUGAUUUGGGGGAUUUUGGAUUACAAGUCGAAUUUCGGAAGAUGGUAGCUGCUUUGGGCUCUGACAUUUAAUAGAACAUAUUUAUAUUUGCCUUUUAAUCUAGCGUUAUCUGCCCAAAGCUUUUGAGAUAGGGAAGACUGAACUUAAUUUUUUUUUAAAAAAAGGUUACAGUCCCCCACAUGCCCCUUGUGAGUCAAGGGUGAGGUUUAAUUUCUCAUGCACCGUUCUGAGGGGGUCACAUAUAGCUUGUUUCUAAGCUCUUGGCCUUGCAGCAAGUGCAGGACAAGGUUGGAAAAUGCUUAUUUAAUUGCACUGUCAUGAUUUAUAUUGGGAAUAAUCCAAAGUUCAGUAUGUGCUAGGAUUUCCUUCUGCAAGCCUUCACAGGCCAAAUGUUCUGUGCUUGUAGAUUCCCUACAUGAGCAGAUUUGUUUGAGCAUUGGAGCUGAUGGAUUGUGGACAUAUUUUGCAUGGGUAUAGAACACUAUCACAAUUCUUAGCAUAGAGUGCUGCUAUUAGUCUACAGGAAUCAAAUAUAGAGACUUUCCCAUAAUUAUUAAGUUUGUUUGAUCUUCCACUCAGCCACAUUCUUAGCUCUGAUCAGGAAUGUGUUCCAUGGUGCAUUUUGCAUUUGAAAACAGUUACCAGUGUUGUUAUCUCAAGAGGAAUGUAUAGCCAUUGUUCUUUCAAAUUUAAUAGUUUGUUCAGCCACACUUCCCUUAAUAUUUAGGUAUUGCUCCCUAAAGUUUCUGCAAUAAUGAAAUUCGUCAGAAUAAGAGGUCUGUGAGCAGUAUAAAGACACUGCAUGUGGCCUUUGUCAUCCUUUCCUUACCCUUAAGUUGUGAUCCUCUAUUCACAAGCAGAUUUAACACUGCCAUCUAUUGUGUUGCUGAUCUAUGCAACUAUUUUACAAAAUUUCAAACCAUUUUCUAGUCUUUAAAAAGCUGUGACACCUUAGCAUGACUAAAAUACUGAACCAAGGCAGGGCUGAGCAUAGAAUGCUGGGAUAUGCGGAGAGUGGGCACCACUGAGAAUCAAGCUCCUACAUUCAUUAGGACACUAAGUAAAUUGAUUUAUGAUACGCUAGGCUAUUGAUGGGGGUGUAAAACAUGCCACACCAAAAAAAAAAAGUGGUCAUUAGGUUCAGAUUUAGCUCCCAUGCCAGUGCAUUCCUUUCAUAGAAGUGAAUGGUUGCCAUUCAUUCCUACAAGAAGUAAAACACAUGGAGAAAGCAGAAACCACCAGCUUGCAUGAGCCACUGCUAGUCUGAGCUGGGCAGGAGAUUGGGAAGAACUUCCUAAAUUCGAGAAUGGUUCAGUUUUAGAAGAGAUUGCCUAAAAAAAAAAGGUGCUAGAUAGUCUACCACCAAAGGUUUUUAAGGGAGAGAAAAAUAUUUAGUAGGAUUUGCUUAGGUGGAUUCAAUGCCUAAGGCAGAAUAACUGCCUGGACCUUUUAGCCACAUAUCCAGAUCUGUUUUUCAUUAAAAAUCAGGGUUGAUUCCUUUUAUAAGGGUCAUUUUGAAUCAGGUUGCCAUUUCUGAUUGUUGGUUGGAUUUGGGAGUUAAUUUAUGGGUUAUGAUUAUGUAUUAGUAUCUUCAGACUAAUGUGGAUCCCAGAAUAUCUGGGAGCAGGGAAUUGCAUGGUCACAUUGUAUGUCCUACAGGUUGAACUUUAAAAUGCUUCAUUUUGCAUGAUCCAUGCUACGUGAUACUGUUGUUUUAUACAGACAUAUGUCCUGCUGAGACUUGAAAAGGCAGGCUGAGAAACUCUCCCUGUUCCAGUAAUGAUGAGUCGGGUUUAAGAGAGUUUACUUGCAUACAUGGAUAUCUCCUGCAGAAGGCGACACAUUUAUUGGAAAAGGAAGCAGUUCUACUCUAUCUAUAAAUGUGCACAAAUGUGAAUUCAAACAUUCUGAUAAAGUAAAUGCAUGUUUUGAUCAGGGGAAAAAAUGGCAGGCAUUCUACUGGGUAAAUGAUUCCCAAGAUAAAAUGUAAUGAUUCAGUGUUCCAUAUGAUAACUUCAAAACACCAAUUUCACAUGUUCAAAUAGGUAGCUGUGUUUAUCACAUGAUAGCAUAGGAAAUGCUUGCUCUUGAGUAUGUCCAUAAACUAUAUUACAGUUAUAGUAAGCUAUUUAGGAAGUGAUAAUUGUCUAGAAAGGGAAAUAGCAGAUAGGGUAUCUUAUUAAUGGGGGGUUGUCUGAUUUAGGUCAACUGAAAGAAAGAUUAAGACUCUCUCGGCUCAAGGACAGUCUUUGGCUCUAGCUUGUUUGACGGUGAGAAUGACUGGGUGGUUUUGCACUAUCCUGCUGACAAAAUUCUUGACAUGGGCAGGGAAAUCUACUCCAUCGCUGCAUAGAUGAAAAGGUGGCAAUGAUUGUGACACAGGCUGAUUCCGCACACGUUGGAUAAUGCGCUUCCAAUCCUCUUUAUAGAUCAUUUGGAACGGAUUUUUUUGUGUGCGGAACAAAAAAUCCUCCUCAAACGAUUGAUAAAGUGCAUUGAAAGUGCAUUAUCCAACGUGUGCAGAAUCAGCCACAGUCAAAGCUUCAACUCUUUUAAAUUUCAUUGAUUCCAAUAGGAGAAAAGCAUAUUGAACCCUCUCCUAAAAAAUAAAUGGAAUUUCAAGACACUUAAUUUUGCCUUAUCCAUCCACACAAUACUUUUGUUCAAUACAGACAUUUGUCCUAAGAUUUUUUUAAAGAAAAGCAAGCUGAGAAAUUUUUUAACUGUACUGGAGCUUAUGACCAUGGAAACAAGAGCUUGGUGGUUGGUUAAGUUUUGGGUUUUUAGGGAGUGAGUGAUCACAAAAAGGCCCUCAAAUGUAUUUGUCCAUAACUCACUUCAGAAAUAUCACGGGGCAUGUGAGUAUGGGUGGGUGUGAAGAUAUCAAACUGCAUAUACAUGCAAACAACAUUAAUACAAACUAAUAAAAAUAUAAAAUGAAACCAAGAAGGUUAUCAUAUUGUAUCACUGAAAUUGUCUUGGUGAGAUAAACUGAAUUAAGAUCUAAAAACAUUAUGAAAUAUGCAUCUUUUUUUCUGUUCUUUUAAAUAAGAGACUUCUCUUGCCUGUGUACCAUCUGUAACUUUUCCUUAUUUCUACUGUUGUAAGCAUUUAUAAUUCAUGUGGAAUAGAGGAAAGCAGAUGAAUAAAACUAUUUAUUUAAAUAUAAAUGCAAUUAAAUUAUAUACUUUAGUGCUGACAUUUUCAGUUGUAGAAGGGUUGCGGGGGUCACUGUUGGUGGAUCAUCAGUUUUCUACCACAGAACUAAUAUUCGUUGUCAUUGUUUUAACACUGCCAUGUUUCAUGUUUAAAGCAUUUUGCUUUGGCAUUUUAUACUGCUGCUGUUCUUGCUUCUAUAUCCUAAAUGCUCUGAUGCAGAAAAGGAAAAAAAAGAAUUAUUUUGAAGAGGUGCUGGGCACAUGGAACUGCUGUUGAAGAAAAUGUUUUUGUCUGUCAGAUCAGAAAAGCUGCAGCAAAGAAGUAAACGUUAAGAGUGUCAUUUUUAAAAAACUUGAUGGAAAAGGGAUUAAGAAACCUGUAUUUGGAAAAAAAGAAAUCCAAGGCAUUUGUAGCCCUUGUUUGUACACAAUGUUAAAUAAAUUUCUUCUGUAUCUGU